Molecule: messenger RNA, 741 nt
Organism: Salvelinus namaycush (lake trout)
Lineage: Eukaryota; Metazoa; Chordata; Actinopteri; Salmoniformes; Salmonidae
Product: regulating synaptic membrane exocytosis protein 2-like
Exons: 5
Coding region: 1-741 (246 amino acids)
Biological process (GO): regulation of membrane potential; positive regulation of synaptic transmission; regulation of synaptic plasticity
Cellular component (GO): presynaptic membrane; cytoskeleton of presynaptic active zone
Molecular function (GO): transmembrane transporter binding; small GTPase binding
Source: RefSeq, a predicted model, not a curated record
AUGUCCCCUGUCUGUCUUUAUCUCUCAGAGGAGGAAGGGAAGAAGAAGAUAAUUCGUCUGCCAGUCCAGAGGAGUGUUGAGACGGGAUUGGCCAUCGAGUUCAAGAGCAGAUUGACACGGCAGAUCAGCCGAGAGUCUUCCGACCCUGACGCCGAGGCCAAGCCGGGAAAUCUUAUCUUCCCCGGUGUCCGUAUCACAUCUGACAUCCACUUCACUGAGUUCCUGGAAGGGUUGGGCCCCGCACAGCUAGCCGGUAGACAGACACUUGCCACGCCACCAAUGGGUGACAUCCAGAUAGGGAUGGUGUACAGGAAAGAACGUCUGGACGUGGAGGUUAUCAGGGCCAGAGGACUUGUAGGUAAACAAGGCAACAAGCAGCUGCCAGCCCCCUAUGUGAAAGUCUAUCUGAUGGACAACGGGAAAUGCAUAGUCAAAAAGAAAACCAGACUGGCUAAAAAAACAUUGGAUCCCCUCUACCAGCAGCAACUUCAGUUUGAGGAGAGUCCAGAGGGGAAGGUUUUACAGAUAAUCGUGUGGGGGGACUAUGGACGCAUGGACCACAAAUCCUUUAUGGGAGCUGCUCAGAUACUUUUAGAUGAUUUAGACUUAUCCAACAUGGUGAUUGGUUGGUUCAAACUGUUCCCCCCCACCUCAUUGGUGGAUCCAACUUUGGCACCUUUAACUAGCAAAGCAGCAGUAGCAGAACAAGCUGCAAAUGCAGCAAAAUUAAGGGAGAGCUAG